AUGGUUCGAGGAUUGGUGAAAUUUCCAGGAAUCUCCACAAAGUUAAUGAACAUAUGCGUCGAUUCUCUCUGCAAAUUUCGUAACUUGGAGAAAGCAGAAUCACUGAUCAUAGACGGAAUCAGAUUAGGUGUUCUUCCUGAUGUUGUCACUUACAACACUUUAAUCAAUGGUUACUCUCGAUUCGUUGGAAUCGAUGAAGCUUACGCUGUAACUCGUCGUAUGAGAGAAGCUGGAAUCGAACCUGAUGUUACUACGUAUAAUUCAUUGAUCUCUGGAGCUGCGAAGCACUUGAAGUUGAAUCGUGUCCACCAACUGUUCGACGAAAUGCUUCACUCAGGUUUAUCUCCAGAUAUGUGGAGUUACAAUACUUUGAUGUCUUGUUACUUCAAGCUCGGGAGACACGGUGAAGCGUUUCAGAUUCUUCACGAGGAUGUACAUCUCGCUGGACUGUCUCCUGGUGUUGAUACGUACAAUAUUCUGCUCGAUGCGCUCUGCAAAAGCGGUCAUACGGACAAUGCUAUUGAGCUCUUUAAACAUCUAAAGACCCGUGUUAAACCCGAGCUCAUGACGUAUAACAUUCUCAUCAAUGGUCUUUGUAAAUCCAGAAGGGUUCGUUACGCGGAUUGGAUGUUUAGAGAACUCAAGAAAUCGGGUUACACUCCGAACGCAGUUACAUACACAACAAUGCUUAAACUGUAUUUCAAGACCAAGAGGAUUGAGAAAGGGCUUCGGCUUUUCUUGCAAAUGAAGAAAGAAGGGCAUACGUUUGACGGGUAUGCGAAUUGUGCAGUCGUUAGUGCUUUGAUGAAAACCGGAAGAGCAGAAGAGGCGUAUGAGUGUAUGCAAGAGCUAGCGAGAAGCGGUACUCGGAGUCAAGACAUUGUUUCAUAUAACACAUUGUUGAAUCUAUAUUUCAAAGAUGGGAACUUGGAUGCAGCGGAUGAUCUAUUGGAGGAGAUAGAGCUUAAAGGAUUGAAACCUGAUGACUACACGCACACAAUCAUAGUCAAUGGUCUAUUAAGCCUAGGUCACACGGGAGGAGCCGAGAAGCAUUUGGGAUGUAUGGGAGAGAUCGGGAUGCAGCCGAGUGUCGUCACUUGUAACUGUUUGAUUGAUGGAUUAUGCAAAGCAGGUCACGUAGACCGCGCAAUGAGGUUGUUUGCGUCAAUGAAAGUUAGAGAUGAAUACACUUACACAUCUGUUGUGCAUAAUCUAUGCAAAGAUGGGCGGCUCGUAUGUGCUUCGAAGCUGCUCUUGUCGUGUUACAAUGAAGGAAUGAAGAUUCCGUCAUCGGCGAGACGAGCAGUGUUAUCGGGUUUACGGAUGACGGUAUCUAACCAAGCAGCGAGGAAGACACAUUUCAAAAUCAAAGCUGCUAUUGAGUGCAAUGCACUAAUGCAUGCUUAA
Messenger RNA from Arabis nemorensis, 1407 nucleotides. The record is from the annotation of a GenBank genome assembly. Lineage: Eukaryota; Viridiplantae; Streptophyta; Magnoliopsida; Brassicales; Brassicaceae.